AUGCAAUCCAUCCAUCUCCUGAUUGUCAUAUUUGCCUGCGCUCCCUGUUUCUCUUCAGUAGCAUCAAAAUCAGAUGACCCAACUCCAGCUCCAUGGCCACACCAAUUCCACUCGAUACUUUUCAUGAAUAACAACGGCACACUGCAGGUGGUGGACCUCUGGUAUGACUGGACUAACGGCCGCAACUUCAACAUAAUCCAGAACCAACUUGGAAAGCUUCUUUACGACCUUGAGUGGGACAAUGGAACCUCCUAUAUCUACACCUUAGACUCCAAUCAAGAAUGCAGAGUCUUGCAUUUCCCAGUUGGUGUUCUCCGCCCCAAUUGGCUUGAAGGUGCUAACUAUCUUGGCCAACAGGAAGUUGAUGGCUUCCUCUGCAACGUGUGGGAGAAGGUGGACUUUAUUUGGUACUACGAGGAUAUAAUAACCAAGAGACCUGUUCACUGGAUCUUUUUCACAGGUAUGACUGCUCAUGUGAUGACAUUUGAAGUGGGGGCAGUGCUAGAGGAUCGGAAGUGGCAGGCUCCUUGUUAUUGUUUUAAGGAGUCUAAGAAGGAGGAGAACACUGUCCUUGAAUCUGUGGUUAGUCAUGGAUUAUCUCGUGGAGGGUUAAUGACAGGAGUGUUUAAUGCUCCUAUGCUAUAG
Dovyalis caffra is the source of this 645-nucleotide messenger RNA. The record is from the annotation of a GenBank genome assembly. Lineage: Eukaryota; Viridiplantae; Streptophyta; Magnoliopsida; Malpighiales; Salicaceae.